Lactuca saligna is the source of this 1632-nucleotide messenger RNA. The record is from the annotation of a GenBank genome assembly. NCBI's taxonomy places the organism in Eukaryota, Viridiplantae, Streptophyta, Magnoliopsida, Asterales, Asteraceae.
AUGCAGUCGAUCGAACUGCUUCCUGAGAUAUGGAAAUGGCAGAAAACGGGAAGAAUAUACCUCGCUGGCGAAAUUGCACUUAUCGUUGGAUUAGUGAUUGGGAUCACAUCACUUCCACAAAUUAGAAGAAAAAGAUUUGAAAUAUUUUACUACACACAUCACUUGUACACCAUCUUCAUCAUAUUCUUCUUGUUUCACACGGGUGAUCGUCACUUCUACAUGGUGUUUCCUGCAAUUUUUCUUUUUGCCAUUGAAAGGUUGCUCCGAAUAAUACAAUCAAGGCCACAAACAUGCAUUCUUUCUGCACGAAUCUUCCCUUUCAAGGCCAUUGAAGUUAUACUUCCAAAAGAACCAAGCUUGAAGUACACCCCCACAAGCAUAAUCUUUAUAAAGGUUCCAAGAAUUUCGAAAUUUCAAUGGCAUUCGUUUAGUAUAGCUUCAAGCUCAAGCGUUGAUGAUGAUACGAUGUCGGUUAUCAUAAAAUGUGAUGGGUCGUGGACAAAUUCUCUUUAUGACAUGAUCCAAGGAAUGCCCGUUUCGGGUCCUAAUCAAAAAGUGGAAACAUGCAUUCCGGUUUCUGUUGAAGGACCAUAUGGACCCACAUCAACGGACUUCUUAAGUAAAUACGAUAGUUUGCUUUUGGUGGCCGGAGGAAUAGGGGUGACUCCAUUUUUGAGCAUAUUGCAAGAAAUUUCCUCGGCUCAAAAUCAUGGGAAAAAGAAUUACCCGACAAAUAUACAACUCGUGUACAUCACGAAGAAACGCAAUAGCAUCGGCAUGCUCAAUUCAAUUCUACCUCUUCUCUCAAACAAAAAUACCAAAGAAUUUCGUUUGAAAUUAAAAGUAUUUGUUACCCAAGAACCGAAAUCCAGCACAACACUUGGCGAAUUAAUAAACGAGUUUUCUCAAGUUGAAACAGUCGAUUUUGACAUCGGGCAUAUAAGUUAUUCCCCAAAUGGAUACGGGAGUUCACUCUUUAUGGCUACUAUUAUCGGAUUAUCAUCUAUUUUAUUUUUAGUUUUUUUAAUCAUUUUGAGCCAUGUUUUUUUGCCUCAACCUAAAAAACCUUCUUCCAAAGAGAAAACCCAAACCCCCUCAUCAUUUGUGGAUCUUGUUCUAACAGGCUCGUUUAUUCUAUCCAUCCUCAUUGUAACAACUAUCUCUUUAGUUUUGAAAUUGAAACAUCUAAAGAAACAACCUCCAUUGAUGGGGAUUAAGCAUGAAGGAAAAGAAAUGCAAGCAAGUUCCUUUCAAUCAAGAAAUCUUGAUGAUCAUGAACUACAUUUUGGAGCAAGACCCGGGUUCCAAGAAAUAUUUUCGAAAUUCCCAAAUGAAACGGGUGGGUCCCACGUAGGGGUGUUGGUAUGUGGACCGGAAGCAAUGAAGGAGUCAGUAGCUUCGUUUUGUCAAUUAAGUUCUCAAGGUUCAAUCGCUGGUGCUCUAAGAAAGAAGACAUAUUUCCAUUUUCACUCCCUCAACUUUAGUCUUUAGGAAGAAAGAAACCUAUUAAUAGCUGAAUAAUGUGUAUAUUUGAAGUUAUAUUUGCUUUAUGUUAUUGUUUUUGUCUUAAUUAACUUUAAGUAUAUUGAAAAGUUCUAAUUUGAUAAGUAUGAACACAAGACUAAAUUAAGU